CGCAUCAUGGAUGUCGGGCUCUCCUAUUUCGCUUUGCUCGCCUUAGAAUUCGAGACUCCAGACGAGGACCAGGAUUCAUGAGCCGGUCGCAGGGGCCCAGGCAGGGGCCUCUGGCUCCCGACGCUGGCCGAGAGGUGAUGAGUGAGGUCGGAAGAUCGCAAGAUUUAAAAAAGCAACCGGGUCCUCCGUAUUGAAUGAAAGACCCAGUGCAAAGGCAUCACCAUGAACACGAGCAUUCCUUAUCAGCAGAAUCCUUACAAUCCCCGAGGCAGCUCCAAUGUCAUCCAGUGCUACCGGUGUGGAGACACCUGCAAAGGGGAAGUGGUCCGUGUCCACAAUAACCACUUCCACAUCAGAUGCUUCACCUGUCAAGUGUGUGGCUGUGGCCUGGCCCAGUCGGGCUUCUUCUUCAAGAACCAGGAGUACAUCUGCACCCAGGACUACCAGCAGCUCUACGGCACCCGCUGCGACAGCUGCAGGGACUUCAUCACCGGCGAGGUCAUCUCUGCCCUGGGCCGCACCUACCACCCCAAGUGCUUCGUGUGCAGCUUGUGCAGGAAGCCUUUCCCCAUUGGAGACAAGGUGACCUUCAGCGGGAAGGAAUGUGUGUGUCAGACAUGCUCCCAGUCCAUGACCAGCAGUAAGCCCAUCAAGAUCCGCGGACCAAGCCACUGCGCUGGGUGCAAGGAGGAGAUCAAGCACGGCCAGUCGCUCCUGGCGCUGGACAAGCAAUGGCAUGUCAGCUGCUUCAAGUGCCAGACCUGCAGUGUCAUUCUCACCGGGGAGUACAUCAGCAAGGAUGGCAUUCCGUACUGCGAGUCCGACUACCACUCCCAGUUUGGCAUUAAAUGCGAGACUUGUGACCGAUACAUCAGCGGCAGGGUCUUGGAGGCAGGAGGGAAGCACUACCACCCGACCUGUGCCCGGUGCGUCCGCUGUCACCAGAUGUUCACGGAAGGAGAGGAGAUGUACCUCACAGGUUCUGAGGUUUGGCACCCCAUCUGCAAACAGGCAGCCCGGGCAGAGAAGAAGUUAAAGCAUAGGCGGACGUCCGAAACUUCCAUCUCACCCCCUGGAUCCAGCAUUGGGUCACCCAACCGAGUCAUCUGCGACAUCUACGAGAACCUGGACCUCCGACAGAGAAGGGCCUCCAGCCCAGGAUACAUCGACUCCCCCACCUACAGCCGGCAGGGCAUGUCCCCCACCUUUUCCCGCUCGCCUCAUCACUACUACCGCUCCGGGCCCGAGAGUGGCCGGAGCUCUCCAUACCAUAGCCAGUUAGAUGUGAGGUCCUCCACUCCGACCUCUUACCAGGCUCCCAAGCACUUUCACAUCCCAGCUGGAGAAAGUAACAUCUACCGGAAACCCCCGAUCUACAAACGGCAUGGUGAUCUGUCAACAGCAACCAAGAGCAAAACAAGUGAAGACAUCAGCCAGGCCUCCAAGUACAGUCCAGCCUACUCACCGGACCCCUACUAUGCUGCAGAGUCCGAGUUCUGGACCUACCAUGGGUCCCCCAAAGUGCCCCGAGCCAGAAGGUUCUCAUCUGGAGGAGAGGAGGACGAUUUUGACCGCAGCAUGCAUAAGCUCCAGAGCGGAAUCGGCCGCCUGAUUCUGAAGGAGGAGAUGAAGGCCCGGUCCAGCUCCUACGCGGAUCCCUGGACCCCACCCCGGAGCUCCACCAGCAGCCGGGAGGCCCUGCACACAGCUGGCUAUGAGAUGUCCCUCAAUGGCUCCCCUCGGUCCCACUACCUGGCUGACAGCGAUCCCCUCAUCUCCAAAUCCGCCUCCCUGCCUGCCUACCGAAGGAACGGGCUGCACAGGACACCCAGUGCAGACCUCUUCCACUAUGACAGCAUGAACGCCGUCAACUGGGGCAUGCGAGAGUACAAGAUCUACCCUUAUGAGCUGCUGCUGGUGACCACAAGAGGAAGAAAUCGGCUGCCCAAGGAUGUGGACCGGACACGUUUAGAGCGCCACCUGUCCCAGGAGGAGUUCUACCAGGUCUUCGGCAUGACCAUCUCCGAGUUUGACCGGCUGGCCCUCUGGAAGAGGAACGAACUGAAGAAGCAGGCCCGGCUGUUCUAGGCAGGGGCUCUAUAAAUAUAUAUGCAUUUAUAUAAAGAUAUAUGUAAAAUCUCUAUCCUGAAGCUCGGUAUAAUCCUCUCUUGUGUAACAGGACACACUGCCUGCCAUGAGACUUGCUUUUCUGUACUGUCAGGCAAGCCCACGUCAUCGAGAUAUUUUUAUGCUCCUUACUUUAUCUUUUCUAAGUGCUCUGGGGUUUGGGAAGGGAUUUGAGGAGACUCCCAUCCUUUUACUGGGGAUCCUUUUUAUACUGAAACAUCUGUCCUAACCUGAGUCCCCCAAGGUCCAACUCUCUUUCCUAAAGGAGGUGCCUGAAGAAGUCUCUCUUCUCUCUGCUUCUCGGCUCUUUCCCCAGUCUCCAGAGUGGAUGCUGACCAUGCAGUUUUCACACCGUACUGGCCCCAGAGGGGCCCUCACACGGGAGGAUCCACAGCGAUCUCCCAAAGUCACUGAGCACCUUUGAGAGCCCGUGAAAAAUUUUCUCAUCUCCCGCAGUUAGGAGUUCAGUGCUCUCUGGGGGGUGAUGCACUUUGCCGUGGGGGCCUCGGAUCUACUCAAUACAGCAGCAAACAGAAGUGGCUAGGGCCUUGGCCUCUCUGAAGCUCCUCAGUCCUCCUCCUUCUGCCCUGGAUCCUAACCUCUCCCUUGUCCAAGUCUCAUGGUAGGAGAAGACAAGGCACUUCCCUUCCCCCCACCACUUCCAACUGGCCCCUUUGCCUGGCCCCGACAUGGAGACAAGGGAAGGCAUGGGAGCUGGCAGCAGGGGCCAGAGCAGGGCACCUGUUAGCACUGGAGCUGCAGGACCUCUUGGAACCCUCCGCUUGCCCUCACUGCUCCCAGCACCUCCUGACCCUUCCGCCCCACUUUGGAGGAGAGGCCCAUUAUUACAGCCCAUAUUCUUCAGCCUUACUACGAUCUAUGUGCCUGACAACUCAACACACCACAGGGCUAACGUUCCCAUCAUAGCUCCAACAGAACAACUAGACAGACAACCUCUAACACCCCUCUAAACAUAAUACAGGCCACGUCCCAAAGAAAGCUUCCUGGUCUAUGCCCGCUGGUCCCUGAGCUAGAAGGGCAACUGAACCAGUCCCCCACCAGUCAUCAGCUCCCACUUCAAAGUUGGCCGUGUUUCAUAGGGGAAACCUUUGGAAGAAUGGCUGCUUAUGGAAUUCCAAAAUGAAGCAGUGGCCAACACUGCUCAUGAUCACCCUGGUUUUCCCCGGUGGCUGCUUUCCUGCCCUCUUGCCUUCUUGAACAGGGAUGAAAGCUUGACGUUAACUUCUCUCCUCCCUUCCCCAAACCUUUGACCCCCAGUUGGUGAUGUUUGGUGGGGUCUGUUCCUUCUUGGAGAUGCCUUGAUAUAGAUCAUUUUAAGGUCAUAGAGGGAAGAUGAAGAAGUGGAAAUAUGGAAAUAACCAUUAGGACUCUCAAGAGGCUGGUGAUGUAACGUGGCAAACAGAGAACAGAUUCCAAUCCAGCAAACCCUCACUGAGCACCUGCCGAUGCUGAGCACCUGCUGUAUCCUGAGCACUGAAUGGGGGAGGGAGAUGGGGACACUGAGAUGAUCAACACAGGAUCUGGGCUGGGGGGCAUGCCUGCUAACCCUGGGUGUCGUCAGGCAUGGACUCACACAUGAUGGAUGCAAGGCAGGAAGUGAUGGGAGGUGGCAUGAGAACGUGUUUGUGAAAUUACUGAGAAAGCAGAUGCAAGUUGGUGCAGACCAAGGAACACUUUCUGGAAGAGAUUGCAUUUGAGCAAAGUUCAGGAAGGAUCUUUGUAAACUGAAAGGAGACUGUAACUUGAAAGGGUGAUAGGAUGAGGGGCCAGAAGGAGGUCUAAUAUACUCUCAUUUAAAACAUCAACCCUCUCUGCAACUCUCUUUUUGGCCAGUGUCUUUCAACUGUCCUGACCCCUUAGAAAUGUCCCCAGCCAGACGCAAUCAUCAAAACUGCCUCAUUUUCACUGGUUGAGAACUUGGCAAGAUGAAGGGCUUUUGUUAUUGUUGUUGGGUAUUUUUGUUUCCCAUAAAAGCACAUAAUUUCAACCCAGACCCGUGUCCUUCUGUUGUUUCUGAUGUGAGUGGAAAUGCGUGAUAUGGGAAGAGGCUGAACUGUGCACAUUUUCCAAAAUAAAAGAGUCUAG
This is a messenger RNA of Neomonachus schauinslandi (Hawaiian monk seal), 4233 nucleotides long. RefSeq names its product actin binding LIM protein family member 3 (gene ABLIM3). Gene Ontology annotation, cellular component: stress fiber; actin cytoskeleton. Gene Ontology annotation, biological process: cytoskeleton organization; lamellipodium assembly; cilium assembly. The record is from RefSeq and is a predicted model, not a curated record. Gene Ontology annotation, molecular function: actin filament binding. The coding region runs from base 223 to 2088 and encodes 621 amino acids. Lineage: Eukaryota; Metazoa; Chordata; Mammalia; Carnivora; Phocidae. The transcript is spliced from 22 exons.